AUGUCUGCAUCUGUUCGUCCUACACUCCCCCCACUUCAUACACUUAAUCUUCCUCGUGGAGAGAUUGUACACCCCCGCAUCGAUGCAAAAUCGAAACCCCAGAACCGUCGGGUUUCUAUUUCAUCUUCAGCGUCUUCUCGUACUCCUUCUCCCACCCCUUCGCCCCCCUCAUCUUCGCGUUCCUCUAUUUUCGGAAGUCAACCCGUUAAAUUUCGUAUUGUACCCACCACUUUUGAGCAUGCCAACGCAAUGAUUGUCAUUCCUGAUCCCGAUGCUCCACACGUGCACCCCCUCUCCGGUGCAGUCCUCGAGCAACCUGCACCGAACCUUUUUCUGGUCGGGCCUGCCUUUCAAUGCGUGCGUCAGCUACAACGACAAAUAGCCAAGGGGAUUCGUGAUGUGGAUGUCCUUUUUGGUCCAGAGAGUAGUAUCUCCCCUGACGACGUUGCUACCGAAUUUCUGGCUCCCGAUGAGUUUCACUAA
This is a messenger RNA of Suillus fuscotomentosus, 483 nucleotides long. RefSeq lists its product as uncharacterized. Lineage: Eukaryota; Fungi; Basidiomycota; Agaricomycetes; Boletales; Suillaceae. The record is from RefSeq and is a predicted model, not a curated record. The coding region runs from base 1 to 483 and encodes 160 amino acids. The transcript has 3 exons.